UCUACAAAACAUUCCCAGCUGCAUCAGACAGAGUCAGAGACCUUGCUAUCAUCAAGAGUUCCAAACAAGCCCGGAUCUCAGUUCUAGGCAACAUUUGGAAUUGACUCCUUUUACCCUCAGCCUCCUUGCUACCUUUAUAGUUAUCGAGGCUUCAUCCCAGGGGUUUUCCUUCCUUGAAGAGACUUUGGUCACACAGUGCCUUUUGAAUCACCAUGCAGGCUAUCCUGGGACUCCUUCUCUUUUCUGUGCUUCUCACAAGAGCUAGCUCUUUGGAAUGCGAAAGUUGCACAUCUACUUCUCAAGAUUGUUCCGGCAAGAGAAUCACUUGUCCUUCUGGCGCAGAUGGCUGUAUGAAGAUAGUGACUGGAACCGGAGGAGUGUCAAUCACUAUGAAGGCAUGCACUAGGAUGGCUGACUGUCAGAAUCUUCAGGUAGGAAAGGCUGACCCAACCUCUGGAUCUCUUGUUAAAGAGAUUGUAUGCAGCAAGGCCACUCCAUCUUCUGGAUCCCUCCUCCUGGCGCUCUCUGGGCUCCUGCUGAAGAAGAUCCUCCUGUAAUGACACACCUGUGGCAAUUCAGCAUGGAAUAAUGCUUCCUCCUCAUUAUUUGCACGUAUGCAAUCUUCUCUGGAGCUGCUCAGUUGGUGCUUGGGCCUUCUCUAUGUUUUGCUGAACAGAAAUGAAUUAAAAACCAGUGAGGAAAAAAGA
Rhineura floridana is the source of this 707-nucleotide messenger RNA. Its product is annotated as phospholipase A2 inhibitor and Ly6/PLAUR domain-containing protein-like. The transcript has 4 exons. The record is from RefSeq and is a predicted model, not a curated record. The coding region runs from base 213 to 557 and encodes 114 amino acids. Lineage: Eukaryota; Metazoa; Chordata; Lepidosauria; Squamata; Rhineuridae.